Messenger RNA from Symbiodinium pilosum, 1281 nucleotides. Lineage: Eukaryota; Dinophyceae; Suessiales; Symbiodiniaceae. The record is from the annotation of a GenBank genome assembly.
AUGGAUUUCGAUUUUCCCCCAUCGGGAGAAGAGUCUGGCAAACCACACAAAAAGAAAAAGAAAAAGAAGAGCAAAGGAAGCGAUGAGGACACUGGCUUUGGUAGCACCUGGACAGAUGUGGAGAAUACCACCCCGAGCUUUGAUACCGGCUUCGAUGGUGGGUCGAGCAUGGUGCAACCUGAAGCUGAAAGCAGGACUUCUCGAAGGGUGAGCUUCAGCGAUGAUCCACCAGAAUCUCACACAUUCAACAAGCCCGAUGCCGACACUGGGGCAGGAGUGGGUCCCUGGCAAGACGAGAUGCCUGUGCCAGCAAUGCCGGACAUGGUGCAAACUCAGCAGGAGCUCUGUUGGAGGUGCGGCAAGGGUUUUGAACUCACGGACUCACUGUUUUGCCGACACUGCGGGUGCAAGCGCGGCUCGGCAAGCGAAGCCAGCAUAGCCCCAUCAUCUUUCAGCACUCCGGGUGGCCUGAUCGGGUUUGGUGAAAGCGAACCUGGUCAGCGACUUGAACGGCGCUUUUCGUUCUCCUUGACGGACAUGACAGAUGCUCGUCAGGGCCUGGUGGGUUCACCGUACCUGCCAGGGAGCGAGCCCAUUCGUGAAAGCUUGGAGCUUCAGAAAUGGAAUCCCUUAGAUGGUGUGAAGCGUCACUGGCGACCCAGUGCUGAGGAGAUUGGACAAGGUCAGCUGGGUUACAUGGUUUCAGAAAGUGGAAGCUUUCCCAAACCCACUUCAUUCAAUUCCGGCGAGUUUUCAGAUCAGGUUCACAGGGCCCAGCAAAGGCUGAGUGGACUUCAACAGAAGAUCUCUCACCUGGAGUCGUCCCUGAACCCAGAGUCUUGGCCUGCUGGUGGUUGUGUAGAACUUUCCAUCGCCCAGUUGGCUCAGGACGGAGGUCUGGGUGUAGUGCUCCAGGGCCUGGCAGUAGCAGGUAUUUCUGAUGCCAAUGCUGUGCAUGUUGGCUGGGCUGUCGGCGAUCAAAUCUUGCAGGUGAAUGGGGUGACAGUCAUAAACCAACAGCAGCUGUCCCAAGAGCUUGCAAAAGCAAUCAGUGCUCACAGAGCGGUCAUGAGGCCAAUCUCCAUACAGGUCUGGCGCCAUGACUCCGCAAAUGCUGCCCGUCAGAUGCCUCAAAACCCUUGGACGACCAGCCAUCUCCCAUCUAGCGAACCCGUGUCCCACCAGGUUUGGGCAGGCCCAAAGUUGGUCUCUCAUUCAGCAUCUGUCCCAGCUCUUCCCCCGAGUUUUUCAAGGCCCAGGAGACGCGUGAGCCUUUGCUAA